Messenger RNA from Pistacia vera, 752 nucleotides. Its product is annotated as glycine-rich protein 23-like. The coding region runs from base 83 to 604 and encodes 173 amino acids. The record is from RefSeq and is a predicted model, not a curated record. The transcript has a single exon. Lineage: Eukaryota; Viridiplantae; Streptophyta; Magnoliopsida; Sapindales; Anacardiaceae.
UCAUAAAUCUCUAUAUAAUCCGCCUUCAAGCUUCCACUUCUCACCCAAAAGUCACCUUUUUAAAGUGUCUGCAUAAAAAAAGAUGGCUUCUUGUUCUUCUAGGUUUCUUGUUUUCUUUAUUCUUGGUGUCCUGGUAUGCAACAUUAAUGGGAGGAAGCUAAUCGGGGGUGAAAAGGGUGGUUUUGAGGAGGAGAAGAACUUCAGACACCGUCCUAAGUUUGGUGGUGGUGGUGGACAAGGUGGAGGCGGUGGUGGGGGGCUCGGCGGUGGAGGUGGGUCAGGUGGUGGUGCUGGAGGUGGAGCAGGGUUUGGUGGGGGUGCUGGUGCUGGAGGUGGAUCAGGUGGAGGAGGGGGACUUGGGGGAGGUGGCGGUGGAGGAUUUGGUGGAGGCAGUGGAGGAGGAGUCGGUGGUGGUUCCGGUUUUGGAGGUGGAGCUGGAUUUGGAGGUGGUGCUGGUGCUGGUGGUGGAUUAGGUGGGGGAGCUGGAGGAGGUGGUGGUGGAGGAUUUGGAGGCGGCGGUGGCGGCGGGCUUGGCAGUGGUGCUGGUGGUGGUUUUGGAGCUGGAGGUGGCGCUGGUGGCGGCCUUGGCGGCGGACUUCCUUGAAGGCAGUACUCUUUAAGCAAUUGUUACUCUUUACGAAUAUGUACCAUUGAUUUUCUAAGUGUUUUUUCUUAAUUAUCUUCGUUCCAAAUGUUAAUGGAGAAAUUAAAUAAGUUCUUUGCAGCAGAAAUGAGCUUAAUUUGUAGUUUAA